ACGUAAUAAAAGAAGAACCCUAUUUCUGUGGACGUAGAUCUCACAUACUGUGAGAUUGAACCACGUUAAACAAAGUGUCCUUUUUCUUCCGCGCUUUAUGAUAUUUCUCAUGGUAUCAGAGCAAUCGGUCUAAAAAUCGUUGUCGUUGUCAACCAUGGCUUUGGAGGGCGAGGAUCAGAAGUCGGACUCGUCUACCAGCCACGGUAAGGAGCACUCCAAUAUCAGUAUGGAUGCUUCGUCUGUCUAUUACCUUCACCCUUCCGAUAGCAACAGUCAAUUGCAAGUCGGAGAUCUUCUCACACCAACAAACUACGGUGAGUGGGUGGUCGAUGUCACGGAUGCCCUAAUUGUCAAGAACAAAAUCGGAUUUGUUGACGGUACUAUACCUAAGCCUGCUGCGGAUUCUGAACAGCGUGCUUGGACGCGUUGCGAUGCCCACGUUAAGGGAUGGUUACGCAUGUCUAUGUCUAAAGAAGUGAGGAGCAGUGUUCGCUAUGCAAAAUCAGCUCGUGAAAUCUGGGUAGAUCUGAAGGAGCGUUUCGGACAAGGUAGUCUCACUCGUGGUUAUGAAUUGCGUCGUAUGAUAUCAGCUUUGUGGCAAGAAAAAUUGUCUGUGUCUGCUUUCUACACACAGCUGAGAGCUUUAUGGGAAGAGGCUCAAUCUCUUUCCCCUACAGAACUUUGUACAUGUGGCUCCUGUACUUGUGGUCUUGAACGCAGGAUCCAAGACAAAGAAGAAACAGCAAGGCUCUAUGAUUUCCUUAUGGGCCUUGAUGAGAGUUUUGGCACCGUUCGUAGCCAAGUACUCUCCAUGAAGCCUACGCCAAAGCUUGCGGAGGCAUUCAAUCUUGUCCUCAACGACGAACAACAACGACUACUAACACAAAAGCGUCGCCCGAAUUCAGAAGCUGCAGCCUUUGCUUCGCAAAGUGAAGGGACUGAUCGCGGUGGGCCACGCAAUAGUGAAGGAAAGCCGAUAUGCACACACUGUGGCAAAAUCGGACAUUUUCGAGCCACUUGUUAUGAUUUGGUAGGCUGGCCAAAUCGUGGUGAGUCUAAUUCUGGUGACAAGCCUCCUGCGGGCAAGGGAAAUUCUGAGAAGAAACGACGCCCACCUCCCGGAAAGGGACAGCCGAAGGCUGCGCAAGCUGAGGCCGAAUCAUCCUCAGUCGCUGGCUUCACUGUACAGCAGUUGGAGCAACUUCGUCAGUUCUUCAAUCAACCCAAAGCUGUCGAUGAUCCUAUUGCGCAUAUGGCAGGACUUACACUCCAGGAGCGUGAUUGGGAAGGGGAUUCUUCGUGAUGGGCUGUAUUAUUUGAAAUUGUUUGGAAGCCAGGAACGACUUGUGUUUGCUGCCGACGGGAAGGGAACGUUGUCAGAAGACGUUUGGCACGCCCGCCUGGGGCACCCAUCGCCUGCAAAGUUGUCUCAACUUAGUCAGUUUAUCUCAAUGUCUUUUAAUACGAAGAAGAACCCUUGUCACUCGUGUUUUCGUGCUAAGCAGAGUCGAACACCUUUUCCUGCUAGUUCUAUCAAAACUUCGGAUUGUUUUGAGUUAAUCCAUGUUGACAUUUGGGGAGGAUAUAAAGUUGCUUCUCUUGA
Linum trigynum is the source of this 1603-nucleotide messenger RNA. Lineage: Eukaryota; Viridiplantae; Streptophyta; Magnoliopsida; Malpighiales; Linaceae. The record is from the annotation of a GenBank genome assembly.